UUUUAAGCAUAAUAUUCAGUAUAAUAUGUUUUUAGAUAUUUUCGUUAACAGUACAUAACAUUUAAGAGAAAAUUAAAAUAAAGUGUCGGCAAAAUGAUACACAGCUUGUUUAUUAUAAAUCCAUCUGGGGAUGUGUUUCUUGAGAAACAUUGGCGAAGUGUUAUACCGAGAUCAGUCUGUGACUAUUAUUUAGAAGCUCAGCGAGCGUCUCCUAAUGAUGUUCCACCAGUUUUAGCAGCGCCUCAUCACUAUUUAAUAUCCAUACAACGAGGUGGCAUAGCACUUGUAGCAGUCAGCAAGCAGGAAGUGGCCCCUCUAUUUGUUAUAGAGUUUCUACAUAGAGUUGUGGAUACAUUUCAGGACUACUUUUCAGAUUGUACAGAGACAAUAAUAAAAGAAAAUUAUGUUGUAGUUUAUGAGUUAUUGGAUGAAAUGUUGGAUAAUGGUUUUCCAUUGGCAACAGAGAGCAAUAUUCUCAAAGAAUUGAUUAAACCACCAAAUAUUUUAAGAACUAUAGCUAACACGGUUACAGGAAAAUCAAAUGUAUCAUCAAUAUUGCCAUCUGGUCAGUUAUCAAAUGUGCCUUGGCGUCGGUCUGGCGUGAAAUAUGCAAAUAACGAAGCAUACUUUGAUGUUGUUGAAGAAGUAGAUGCAAUUAUAGAUAAAAGUGGUGUAACAGUGUCAGCAGAAAUACAAGGAUAUAUUGACUGCUGCAUCAAAUUAAGUGGUAUGCCAGAUUUGACCUUGACAUUUGUUAAUCCAAGGUUAUUUGAUGAUGUAUCAUUCCAUCCAUGCGUGAGGUUCAAGCGAUGGGAGUCUGAGAGAAUAUUAUCUUUCAUUCCUCCCGAUGGCAACUUUAGAUUGAUGUCCUACCAUAUUGGUUCACAAAGUGUCGUUGCAAUUCCUAUUUACGUGCGACACAAUCUUACUUUACGCUCAAAUGGCGACCAAGGCAGGCUGGAAAUGACUGUUGGACCUAAACAGACAAUGGGACGGACGUUAGAAAAUGUAGCUUUAGAGAUUUGUAUGCCUAAAUGUGUGUUGAACUGCUCGUUGACAGCCAAUCAAGGAAAGUACUCAUACGAUCCAGUCAGCAAAGUUCUUCUUUGGGAUAUCGGAAAAAUAGAACUUCCAAAACUACCAAAUAUCAGGGGAUCUGUAUCAGUAGCAGCAGGGGCGGACACUUCAGGUGCAAAUCCUAGUAUAAACGUUCACUUCACGAUACCGCAGCUCGCCGUCAGCGCGCUCAGAGUCAGCCGCCUCGAUAUGUACGGUGCUAAAUACAAGCCCUUCAAAGGCGUCAAAUACGUCACGAAAGCGGGAAACUUUCAUGUCAGAAUGUGAAUGUCUAUGGUCCGAGAAUGUUAAGGAGAAAUAUGAUAAAUCCGUUUUUAUCAGACCAUAAUUACACUCUUUAAAAGCUGAAAAUUAUAAAAUAAAUAUACAAAGAAACUUACUCAAAAAGUUGUCAGUUUUUCAUUAAAAUAAGACCACAUAUUGAUGAGCAUUUUCUUUGGAAUUAAAAAAAAAUAUUAAAUAUCCCUCCUACUUCAUCGUUCAAUCCGAUUUAAUAACGCAAGUUGAUAUAUUCUAUGUAUAUUUUUUGGUUUGAAUUUCCAAAGCAGUUAGCGCCAAAAUGGAAGUCAAAUAGCAUAAAAAAACCCACAGUGCAAUAUAUCUAUGGUGUUUUUUCUUCUGUUUAAGUCGGAACAGAUUAUAAAGCAUCUUUAUCCUAAAUAUUGUCACAAAACAUGAAAUAUUUUAUGUCGUAUAUUUGUACUAGCAUAUUGUAUAAACACUUAUGUUAUAUCUAGUGGAAUUUUUUCGUAAGUCCGAACUUUAAUUAUUUUUAAGAGAUUCGUUUAUGUAUGUGACGUUUGCUUGACGUCUGAGAAUCUGUUUUCGAGAUAUUAUAUUGUAUUGUAAAUGACAACACUGAAUUUACCACAAACAAAACUCUCCGGAGGACUUAUUUUCUCAUCUAUAAGUUUUAUAUCUAUAGUUUAGUGUAAUUAUUGGAAUCAUAGACGAUAAUUGUAAUCAUAAGUUUUAAAUUCCACUUCUAAAGUAUAAUUUUAUAUGUUAUCUCAAAUAAAAUACAUUUUACAGUA
Papilio polytes (common Mormon) is the source of this 2111-nucleotide messenger RNA. It is a transcript of the gene carmine, whose product is annotated as AP-3 complex subunit mu-1. Gene Ontology annotation, biological process: intracellular protein transport; endocytosis. Gene Ontology annotation, cellular component: cytoplasmic vesicle; clathrin adaptor complex. Lineage: Eukaryota; Metazoa; Arthropoda; Insecta; Lepidoptera; Papilionidae. The transcript is spliced from 10 exons. The coding region runs from base 94 to 1344 and encodes 416 amino acids. The record is from RefSeq and is a predicted model, not a curated record.